Messenger RNA from Dendroctonus ponderosae (mountain pine beetle), 1457 nucleotides. It is a transcript of the gene phtm, whose product is annotated as cytochrome P450 306a1. Gene Ontology annotation, molecular function: oxidoreductase activity, acting on paired donors, with incorporation or reduction of molecular oxygen, reduced flavin or flavoprotein as one donor, and incorporation of one atom of oxygen; heme binding; iron ion binding. Gene Ontology annotation, biological process: xenobiotic metabolic process. The record is from RefSeq and is a predicted model, not a curated record. Gene Ontology annotation, cellular component: cytoplasm; intracellular membrane-bounded organelle. NCBI's taxonomy places the organism in Eukaryota, Metazoa, Arthropoda, Insecta, Coleoptera, Curculionidae.
UAAGCCCAAUUCGAGUGGAAGUGACGCCAAUCGGCCAAGAUUAAAGCAGUUUGUUGUCCCUUACCGGCCUCUUCUUGCCCAGACAAAGCGUCCUGUUGACCCAUAGAGUCUUGAACCCAGACCCGAUAGCUGCUGGCUGGCAUGUCAGGAAUUUGCAUGUAAAAUCGGGUACCCGACCAGUCACGGCUCAGUGUUCGGCUUGGGCGUCGCCAGCCCACUAGUGAGUUUCCCCAGUUUCCCUCGCGAAAACUCGCCGCCACCCCAUCGAGAACCCGCGCAAUGAUAUUCUACGUGCUGCUGCUUCUGCUGGCGCUGCUGGCCCUUCUAGGGCGGCCCCGCGGGUUGCCGCCCGGUCCCUGGGGUCUACCCCUGCUCGGCUACCUGCCCUGGAUCGACCCUAAGGCGCCCCACUUGACGCUUGCGCGAUUAGCGCGCAAGUUCGGCCCCAUCUACAGCCUGACCCUAGGGCGAGUGUGCGCGAUCGUUUUGACCGACCCCCGUACCAUCAGGAGGCUGCUGGCGAAAGAUGCCACCAGUGGUCGCGCCCCCCUGUAUGUUACCCAUGGAAUUAUGCAUGGAUAUGAUUUCUGCCCACCUACAAGCGAACGAUGUCCUUCCUGGUGGAAGGCCAGCGCAAGUCGCACCAAUACUACCAAAAGCUGGCCAAAGAAGUGGAACCUUUGGUUCCACUGGACAGGAACCAGAGCCUGGACGCCCUCCCCAGCCUCCUGGAGGAGUUCCUCAGGGAAAAGCGCCUCAAAUCGGGCACAGAGGACGGCCAACGGUUCUACAGCGACCGCCAGAUGGACCAUCUGCUGGCCGAUAUCUUCGGCGCUUCGCUCGACACCACUUUGACCACUUUGAGGUGGUUCCUACUGUUCCUGGGGGUCAACCAGGACGUCCAGCGGGAGCUCCGAUUGGAGAUUGAGGCGGUGGUGGGGAAGCGAGCGCCCUCAUUGGAGGACCUGGCAGCGAUGCCGUUUCUGGAGGCCUGCAUUGCGGAGACGCAGCGCAUCCGCUCGGUGGUUCCUCUGGGCGUGCCGCAUGGAGCGCUGGAGGACCUGGAGGUCGAUGGGUACCGCAUCCCUAAGGGUUCCCUCAUCCUCCUGCUGCAAUGGGCCAUCCACAUGGAUGAGGCGCAGCAUCGCGAUCCAGAGAGGUUCAACCCACGCCGCUUUCUGGAUGCCGAAGGCCGCUUUUGCAAGGGGGAGUUCUUCAUGCCCUUCCAGACUGGGAAGCGGAUGUGUGUGGGGGACGAGCUGGCCAAGGAGAUAAUGUUCCUGUUCACUGCCAGCCUUUUCCAGAGCUUCCGGGUGCAGGUGGUGGGCGAGCCGGAGCUGGAGGGCGUCUGUGGGAUCACCCUGAGUCCCCAGCCCUACCAGGUGGUCUUCCAGAGCCUUGCCUAGGAUUUUCUGUUCAGGUUUGCUGAUAGUUUGCAUUAAAGGGAGUGGCAUGGA